AUGGACUCCAAAGCGGCUCCAACAUCUGGUUUAGUCAGCAAGCCUUUGUCUCAACAUGAUGGAGAUUCCAUUGCCAAUCCUAGUAAAUAUAGACGUGUGGUUGAAUCUCUUCAGUAUGUGACUAUGACGAGACUCGAUAUUGCCUUUGUUGUCCAUAAGGCAUGUCAGUUUAUGCAACAACCAACCUCUGCACAUUGGCUAGCUGUGAAGCGUAUUCUGAGGUACCUUCGAGGCACUCCAACCCAUGGUAUUUUGAUUACAAUCACUCCCUCUCUUCAUAUUUCUACUUUUAAUGAUGCAGAUUGGGCAUCUAGCCCAGAUGAUAGGCGGAGUACUGGUGGAUUCUGUGUGUUUUUGGGUGAUUGUCUCUUGUGUCUUGGUCUUCCACCAAGCAACGUUUUGUUUCCCGUAGCAGCACCGAGUCCGAAUAUCAUACUCUACCAAUUGUGGCAGCUAAAUUGGCUUGGUACAAGCAUCUAUUCCAUGAACUCAAGCUCCCACUUGAUUCGGUUCCAAUAG
Messenger RNA from Humulus lupulus (European hop), 519 nucleotides. RefSeq lists its product as uncharacterized. Bases 1 to 519 code for a protein of 172 amino acids. The record is from RefSeq and is a predicted model, not a curated record. The transcript has a single exon. NCBI's taxonomy places the organism in Eukaryota, Viridiplantae, Streptophyta, Magnoliopsida, Rosales, Cannabaceae.